This is a messenger RNA of Branchiostoma belcheri (Belcher's lancelet), 1581 nucleotides long. RefSeq names its product ADP/ATP translocase 1-like. Gene Ontology annotation, biological process: mitochondrial ATP transmembrane transport; mitochondrial ADP transmembrane transport. Lineage: Eukaryota; Metazoa; Chordata; Leptocardii; Amphioxiformes; Branchiostomatidae. Bases 83 to 979 code for a protein of 298 amino acids. The transcript has 3 exons. The record is from RefSeq and is a predicted model, not a curated record. Gene Ontology annotation, molecular function: ATP:ADP antiporter activity. Gene Ontology annotation, cellular component: mitochondrial inner membrane.
CGUCACGGUUUGCCCAUCGCCAUCUUCCCACCCUCCUUUCGCAAUCUGAGCACUUCGAGCGCGGAGCACGACACAACGCACCAUGGCUUCGGAUCAAGUUGUAGGCUUCCUCAAGGACUUCCUUGCCGGUGGUAUCUCUGCGGCUAUCGCUAAGACGGCCGUGGCCCCCAUUGAGCGAGUGAAGUUGCUUCUGCAGGUGCAAGAUGCAUCCAAGCAGAUGGAAGCUGCCGGGGCCAAGAAGUACAAGGGUAUUAUCGACUGUGUGACCAGGAUACCCAAGGAGCAGGGCUUCUUGUCCUUCUGGCGUGGUAACUUGGCUAAUGUCAUCAGAUAUUUCCCCACACAAGCCCUGAACUUCGCUUUCAAGGACAAGUACAAGCAGCUGUUCCUGGGUGGCGUAGACAAGAAGCGUUUCUGGCGCUACUUCAUCGGCAACCUGGCCUCCGGUGGUGCUGCUGGUGCCACCUCCCUGUGUUUCGUGUACCCGCUCGACUUCGCCCGUACACGUCUGGCUGCCGACAUCGGUAAGGGCCCCGGCGAGAGGCUGUACAGCGGCCUGGGCAACUGCAUCAUGAAGACCUACCAGUCCGACGGCCUGUACGGUCUGUACAGAGGCUUCAGCGUGUCCGUGCAGGGCAUCAUCAUCUACCGUGCCGCCUACUUCGGCUGCUUCGACACCGCCAAGGGCAUGAUGCCUGACCCCAAGAAGACGCCGUUCGUCGUGUCGUGGAUGAUCGCCCAGGUGGUGACCACGAGCGCCGGCAUCGUCUCGUACCCCUUCGACACGGUCCGUCGGCGUAUGAUGAUGCAGUCCGGCCUGAAGGAGUUGAUUUACAAGAACACCUUGGAUUGCUGGCGUAAGAUCAUCAAGGAUGAGGGUGGUGCAGCUCUGUUCAAGGGUGCUUUCUCCAACGUCCUGCGUGGCAUGGGUGGAGCUUUCGUGCUCGUUCUGUAUGAUGAGAUCAAGAAGAUCAUUUAAGAUGCAGCAUCUGUGCUAUUUAUACACAGCACUGUAAGGUCUCUUCACAAUCUGUACUUAGCUAGCAUACAGGAUGUCUUGGCACCCUUACAUUGAUCUUCUGCACCAUAUGUAAGGAUUUUAAUUAAGGUCUUAAUAAAGUGUAUUAAAUCUAAGAAAGGAUGCCAAGACGUUCUUAAUGGAGCUCUUGACAAAUUGUAAGAUAUCUCUGCAGUGAUAGAAAUCAGACAGGUUUCCAGUACAGUAUCUGCCAACUAUACCAAAUGGAGUGAUUUGUUACCUCAUCCCUCAUAUCUUAGUCAAGCUCUGAAAACUGAAGAAAAAAAAAAGAAAUAGGUCAUUAUGUCACGCACAUUGUACAGGCAUAACUGAAGGGAGUAUAAAAUCAACAUGUAGAAAUCAUUGAGUUGUACAAUUAGGAAUCAUUGUUUGGACAAGUCUUAGUAGACAUCUUCCUUGUCAUGACGUGAGGGAUGCUAUUUAAUAAUCAUGGCUCUGUUGUUUGUGUGUCUCUUGACCUUUUUAUCACCACUAGAAUCAAAUUUUAGACAAACGAAUCUCUAUUGGCUGACUUGCAUGACUAAUAAAGGUCUUAAACCUCA